CCCGCCCCACAGCUGGGACCGGACAGUCUUUCCACAGAUGUGGCGCCACCGGAGCCCCGAGUCAACCGGAGCUGGAGGGGUCCACCAGAGUCUUAGACUCCGGCGUUCCGACUCGCCGCACCGCGCCCUGAGACCCCGAAGUCCAGGCUAGAGGACCCCUGAUAGCCAGGUGCCAGCGCCCCCUCCCGGAGAGCUGGGAGUCCCGGGCUUCAGCCCCGCGCGACCCCGCAGGCCCAGCCUUCUGCACCCGGGUUAGAGGAACUCAGGAUCCCAGACUGGAGCUACUUCUCCAAGGGUUCCUCGAAAUUCGAAUCCAAGACUCCCGGGAUUGGCGGACCUGAGAGAUGGAUUCGUAGUGCCCCAACCAUUCAGGGGGCGAAGCGGCCACCACCGCCAGGGGACCCAGAAAUUUGGGACGCCCGGUUUAUCCCCCGCCCCUGGAGUUAGAGAAACUCAGGCAUCCGGAGCGCCCGGACCCUAGCUAGGAGACUCAGGAAUUUGGGUUCCUGGCGAACCCACCCCCCGGGGCUUCAGUCAAGGCUCCCAGCAUUUUCCUCUUAGAGGAUCAAGAAAUUCGGGCCGCUGCACCCCCUUCUUCAAGGGACCCCGGUUCCGCUUCCCGGAGCGCGAAGUUCACACCCCUGACUUGCAGAGACCGGGGAGUCCCGCUCCGCGCCUCCCGGGGGACGCGUUAGGGGCGAAGUGCCUCCGGGCGGCCCCGCUCUGGGGCUGGCGACUCCCUGGGAGACCGCUGCCUGCCACCCAGCCAUGCCCGAGGGCGCCCGCGGACUGAGCCUGUACAAACUCAGCCCUGGGCGUGGCCGCAAAGGUCCAGCGUGUGACUGCCCCACCGUGGGUGCCACUCGGACAGCGGCCCCUGCCACAGCUGCCAUGGCCUCCCCCCGAGGUUCUGGGAGCUCCACCUCCUUGAGCACUGUGGGCUCAGAGGGAGACCCAGCCCCCGCACCCACCCCAACCUGCUCAGCCUCCAGACCAGAGCCUCUGCCCGGACCCCCCAUCCGCCUGCAUCUGUCGCCCAUGGGAUCCCAGGGCUCAGCGAAACCCUCACGGCUGGAGCGAGUGGCCCGGGAGAUUGUGGAGACGGAGCGGGCCUACGUCCGGGACCUGCGUAGCAUCGUGGAGGACUACCUGGGUCCUUUGCUGGAUGGUGGGGUCCUGGGGCUGAGCACGGAGCAGGUGGGCACGCUCUUUGCCAACAUCGAAGACAUCUACCAGUUCAGCAGUGAACUCCUGGAGGACCUGGAGGGCAGCAGCGGUGCUGGGGGCAUUGCCGAGUGCUUCGUGCAGAGGAGUGAGGAGUUUGACAUCUACACGUUGUACUGCAUGAACUACCCGAGCUCCCUGGCCCUGCUCCGAGAACUGUCGCUGUCCCCGUCAGCAGCCCUGUGGCUGCAGGAUCGCCAGACCCAGCUCCAGCACUCGCUGCCUCUGCAGAGCUUCCUGCUGAAACCUGUGCAGCGUAUCCUCAAGUACCACCUGUUGCUGCAGGAGUUGGGCAAACACUGGGCAGAGGGCCCAGGUGCGGGGGGCCGCGAGAUGGUGGAGGAGGCCAUCGUGUCCAUGACCGCGGUGGCCUGGUACAUCAAUGACAUGAAGCGCAAGCAGGAGCAUGCGGCACGCCUCCAGGAAGUGCAGCGGCGGCUCUGUGGCUGGACCGGUCCGGAGCUCAGUGCUUUCGGGGAGCUGGUGCUGGAGGGAGCGUUCCGAGGGGGCGGAGGGGGCGGCCCCCGACUUCGAGGCGGUGAGAGGCUACUCUUCCUCUUCUCCCGGAUGCUGCUGGUGGCCAAGCGCCGCGGACCAGAAUACACCUACAAGGGCCACAUCUUUUGCUGCAAUCUCAGUGUGAGUGAGAGCCCGCGUGACCCCCUGGCCUUCAAGGUGUCUGAUCUGACCAUUCCCAAACACAGACACCUGUUUCAGGCUAAGAACCAAGAGGAGAAGAGGCUUUGGAUCCACUGUCUGCAGCGCCUCUUCUUUGAGAACCACCCUGCGUCCAUCCCUGCCAAGGCGAAACAAGUUCUUCUUGAAAACAGCCUGCACUGUGCUCCUAAGAGUAAGCCCCUCCCGGAGCCCCUGACACCCCCACUUGGGUCUCCCCGACCUCGAGAUGCUAGAAGCUUCACUCCUGGACGAAGGAACACAGCUCCGUCACCGGGACCCUCUUCCAUCCGCCGUGGCCGCAGACAAUCUGAACCAGUAAAAGACCCUUUUGUCAUUUUUCCUCUGAACACCAAGCAGAGACUUAAGCAUGCUGGCAGUGAUGGGGAGCUGUACCCACCGCUGAGUCCUCAGCCAGCAGCUUCAGCUUCCGGCCCCUCCGAAGACCUGGAAGACACGGGCCCCCCCUCUCUCGACCCCUCUGGAACAUCCAUCACGGAAGAAAUCCUUGAGCUGCUAAACCAGCGAGGCCUCCGGGAUCCGGGGAGUCCCCGGCCGUCAUCUCCCCACGACCUACCCAAGUUGCUCGGAGACCCCCCAGCACCCGGCACAGGCGGUGCCCUCCCAUUCCAAGGCCUGCACGACCGAGACUCUUCAGAGGAGGAGGAGGAGGAGGAGGAAGAACUGGACGAGCGGGAGCCUUCCCCGCUCCACGUCCUGGAGGGGCUGGACAGUCCAGGUGCCGCUGAAGUGCCUGACAUUCCCAGCCUCCCCGACAUUCCUGGCCUGGCUGAGAUUCCCCAAAUGCCCCGCCUUGCAGCUGACAUUCCCGAACUUUCCAGCAUUCCCGCCCUGCCCCGAGAUUCCUGGCUCCAGGACCCUCUGCAGGAGCCCGGGGAGGCACUAGCCAGCAGGGGAGACCCGCUCCCUGAAAGUGGCUCCGGAAAACGGGCCGAGCCUUCCUCGGGAGAUGGGGCCAGGCGGGAGAAAGGCGAAGAAGGGGUGUCCUUCCCCGCGUUCGAGCUCCAGGAUGGCGCCCGCGAAGAGGGAUUCCCGGAGGAGCUGGAGUUCCGUUCCUGCUCGGAAAUCCGGAGCGCCUGGCAGGCGCUGGAGCAGGGGCAGCUGGCCAGGCCUGGCUUCCCGGAGCCGCUGCUGAUCCUGGAAGAUUCGGAUCUGGGGGGCAGUGGUGGGAGCGGGAAGGGGGGUGCCCCGAGCGCGGAGCGGACCGCAUCCCGCGUCCGGGAGCUGGCCCGGCUCUACAGUGAGCGGAUUCAGCAGAUGCAGCGGGCCGAGACCCGGGCUUCGGCCAAUGCACCUCGCCGCCGACCUCGUGCCCUGGCACAGCCCCAGCUCAUGCCCUGCCUGACACCAGAGCAGGCUGAGCCAGGACCCCUGCCUGCCUUUGGACACGUGCUGGUAUGUGAGCUGGCCUUCCCGCUGGCCUGCACACAGGCGUCCGUGCACCUGGGCCCUGCUGUCCGCCUGCAAGCUGCUGUACCUUUAUCUAAUCUGAGAGGCUGCCAGGGGAACCCACGGCCGAGAGUUCCAAGUCAACCUGAGCAAGACGGAGGUUGCCCGCAGGCUCCAGCUGCUCUCCCCGGGCCCGAGCAAAGACAUCCGUGCAGUGCUGGCAUUCCCACCGCCACGCCCUGGCCUGUGCAGGAGGGACCCCUGGAUGUCCAGGGUCCAGCUCUGACAGCUGUCCCCGAGCAAGGAGACCACAUGGAAAUCAAGGGUCCUGCACCUGCCUCUCCACCUGCCUCUCCACCUGAGCACAGAGACCGAGGGGAGGAGCAGGCAUCCAGUGCCGUCCUCGCCGAACGAGAGUGGCCUGCAGACUUCCGGGCCCCAGCAGCUGCGGCUGUGCCCACGGUUGAAAGUGCUGAUGUCCCGGUUUUGUCCCCAACUCCUGGGCCCCGUCAUGAAGGGACCCCGGACAGCCAGAGCCCAACCCACCUGUCGCUAGUCAUGCAGCCUGUAGGAUCUGGGGACUGCAAGCUUCUGGCCACUGUGCGUGGCCGCCCCAGCAGCCCUUUAUAUGAGACUGGACAUAGCCAGGACCAGCAGAUGGCAGCCAGUAGCCCACUGGUAGGGCAUGACCUCCCGGACACCCCAGUUUCGGCUGUUUGUCCUUUGCUGGCACAUGGAGACCCCCUAGACUGUGUGACCCCAGCCAGUACCCCACUGCCUUUGCCCCAGGACCUCCCGGACAUUCCACUUCUAGCUGCCAUGCCUGUGCCCCCACCACCAGGCCUCAUGGACAUUAGGGUCCCAGCAUCCCCACCUCUGCCCAAGGAGAGGCAUCUCCCAGAGGGCCAGGGUCCAGCUGCUGACCUCCCUCAGGAGCAAGGCCCCUCAGAGCUCCACAUCCCUAAGCUAGCCUCUUUGUCGGAACAGGGUGGCCUCACGAAUGCCCCUGGGCCAGUGACCACCAUGCCUCUACCUGGGCAAGGCGGCUCCCGGGACACUCAGAGCCUGGCCUCUAGCCCAGCAGCCCCCUCCAUGGCCUUGUCCAGACCUGGGAGUCACUUGUCUUCUCCUGUUGCCAGGUCAGAGUCUUCAGAUUUGACCCCCCCUCACAGCCCCCCGCUGCCCACCCGUCAGCUUCUGGGUCCCAGUGCAGCCGCGCUCUCGAGAUACCUGGCAGCUUCCUACAUCAGCCAGAGCCUGGCACGGCGGCAGAGCCCUGGGGGAGACGCUCCUCCAGCCCCCCGGGGCCCCUGGUCCUCAGCCCCCACUUCACGGGCACCUUCGCCUCCCCCACAGCCUCAGCCCCCGCCACCUCCUGCCCGGCGUCUCAGCUAUGCCACCACAGUCAGCAUCCACGUGGGGGGCGGGGGGCGGCUUCGACCAGCCAAGGCCCAGGUCAGACUGAACCAUCCUGCCCUCUUGGCUCCCACCCAGGACUCUGUGGGCCUUCGUCGGGCCCAGGGGCCUCCCGAUGCCCCGUUUCCCACGUGAGCCAGGAUGCCAGGUCUUUUGGAGAGCAAAGACUUAAGCCAGAUGCCACCAACUCUCAGAACAUCACCCCCCCCCAAAAAAAAAACCGAGCCCCAUCCUGAAAACAGCAGUAGCUGUCCAGUGCCCAGGCUCAGCUUGGUGAAUGGCCCCUUUUGCGUACCCUGAUAGCCAGCAGAAUGGGGAAGGGGAUGUCAUUAAUAUUUUGUUAAUGAAUCUCAAGGAUUUAGA
This is a messenger RNA of Sorex araneus (European shrew), 5088 nucleotides long. It is a transcript of the gene PLEKHG2, whose product is annotated as pleckstrin homology and RhoGEF domain containing G2. Bases 769 to 4860 code for a protein of 1363 amino acids. The record is from RefSeq and is a predicted model, not a curated record. The transcript has 19 exons. Lineage: Eukaryota; Metazoa; Chordata; Mammalia; Eulipotyphla; Soricidae. Gene Ontology annotation, molecular function: guanyl-nucleotide exchange factor activity.